Molecule: messenger RNA, 2160 nt
Organism: Aegilops tauschii subsp. strangulata
Lineage: Eukaryota; Viridiplantae; Streptophyta; Magnoliopsida; Poales; Poaceae
Source: RefSeq, a predicted model, not a curated record
AUGGCGGCGGCGGCUAAACCUACCGGCGGCGGCGGCGAGUCAGCAGGCGGCGGAGGGACUGGAGGCGAUGGCGAUGGGUUCUCGGAGGUGGACAACUGGUUCGGCAGCAGUAGCUUGCCGACGCAGCGGGCUCCUUCACCGGAGCGAUCCCCUUCGCCCCCCUCGCCGCCGGAGUGGGACAUAGAGCGUCGUGCGGCGGCGGCCCUAGCACGCAAGAUCAGGGCUUCAGGCGUGGGAGAAGGCCAUCAGUGGGCUUCAGGGUUCGGCGGCGUGUGUUUGGAUGAUGAGAUAUGGGAAAUAAGGUACCAUUUUCAAGGGAGAGACAACUUGGAGAGGACCAUUUCUCUGUCAGAAAUUACUUAUAUUAACAUGUUAGCACUGCUAGAGACUGAAGAGGGAUAUACUGAAGCUGACUACAUGUUCUAUAUGAAAGAAGAAGGAAAGGGGGCAGUAGGAAUGCAGGUUAUUGACAGUGAAGAUAGUGUGGAAGAGAUGCUAGACUAUUAUGCUGAGCAGAAGGUGCUCAACAUAACUGUAAUUAAGGCUAAUGAGCCUAAUCCAGGAGAGUUUAACAGGUCAAAUAUUGUGGAGGAACAAGUGCCUAUAAGUAAUGUGGGGGAUUCCAACAUUAUUUCUAUAGAUGAGGCAGGAGUAUUGUUCCCUAUUGCUGUUGAAGACACAGUUGAAGAGCUCUAUGCUGUGCCUAUUGCUGUUGUAGAGCCAGGUGAAGAGUCUGCAUAUAUUAACACACAACAGAGCAUGAAUUUGAAGAAAGCAAAGGGCAAAGAGAAAUUACAGGAAGAUGUUGGCCCCUCUGAUGAUGAAGUGUUUGUUGAUUUGAACUGCUGUGAGGACUGCUGUGAGGAGGAAGAUGAAAUCAUUGAGAAAGAAGAUGAAAUCAUUGAGGAGGAAGAGCAUGACAUAGGUAAUGAGGAGGAAGAUGAAAUCAUUGAGAAGCUGAAGCAGAAAAGGAAACAGAGAGAGGAUCCUAUGCAUCACUUUGAAGGAGACACAGAAGUGGAAGAGAUGUGUCCAGAGGCAGAGGACUCAGACACAGAACCUGAGACACCUCUUCCUCAAACAUUCAAGAAAGUAGGCAAAGCAGGCCCCACUACAAGAUCACACCAUGAAGCUGACAUUGAGGUAAUUCCUGAUUUCAUUCCAUCUGAUGAUUCUGCUUGUUUCCCUGGGGACUAUGACAUUAGUGAUUCAGAUGAUGAGUCAGGUCUACCACUGCCCUGUGGAAAGAAGAGUCAAGCCAAGAGGGCCAGGACUAGGAUCUGGUAUGAUGAGACCAAGCCAGAUGCUCAUGACCAACUUUGCUUGAGUAUGUGCUUCACUGAUGUGUAUCAGUUUAGAAGAGCACUUAGGAAUUUUCAUAUCAGAAUCCUUAGAAAUUUCCAGUACCAUAGGAACUGCAAGGAUAGGAUCAUUGUGCAUUGCAAAGAAAGGGACAAUGGGUGUCCUUUUUUCAUGACUGCAUCCACAAUUGCUCAUGAGAAGACAUUCUGCAUCAAGAAGAUGAAGUUGUUGCACACUUGUGGUGCACAUGGAGAAAAAACCAAAGUGACAGUUGACUGGAUGGCCAGAACAUGUGAGCAGCAACUAAGAGAUAAUCCAAGGGCUAGUGUUGAUGCAAUUUUAAAAAGAACAAAGACUAAGUAUGGGCUGGAAGUGCCAAAGACCAAGGCCUACAGGGCAAGGUCAUUGGCCAUUGAAGUGGUGGAAGGUGACAUGAAGGGACAAUACACAAGGUUUAGGGAUUAUCUUCAAGCUGUGCUUGAUACCAACCCUGGGAGCAGAUGCAUUGUGACUACCAGAGAGCUUGAGCUCCAUCCUAGCCCAAAUCCUAGGUUCCACUACAUGUUCUACUGUCUGAAUGCUUCAAAAGAAGGUUUCUUGAAUGGGUGUAGGCCCUUUAUAGGUUUAGAUGGUUGCUUUAUCAAGCUUUCUACUGGGCAACAGAUACUUGCUGCCACUGGUAGGGAUGGGAAUAACAACAUAUUCCCUAUUGCAAUUGGUAUUGUUGAUAAGGAGGACAAGGAAAGUUGGACUUGGUUUCUUAGCCAAUUAAGAGCUUGCAUUGGAGAGGGGAACAAGUGGGGCACAUACACAAUCAUCUCUGAUAGACAGAAGGUAUAUUUUUCAUUUCACAAUUGA